AUGGUCUCAAAAUGGUUGCCGCGAUAUAUGGAAAAUCCCUUCCAAAAAAAUGCAAAAAAAGGAGCUGAAUCUGUUACAAAAACGUGGCUAGAGAAUGAAGCGAGGCAGCUUUUGAAGAAAAUAAUGAACAGGUCUCUGAGUAACGAUGAUUUGCAUGGAGGCGCGUACACCGGUGGAGCCGGUAUUGCUUAUGCUAUGUUAAGAGCUUCUUCGUCAUCCUUUAACCACGAUCGAAAGGAGUCUACGAAAUAUGGGAAGCGUAUACUUACGCUACAUUUGGAAGCUGCUAGAAAAAAAGAAUCGAACCGAGAAACAUGUUAUUUGUUGGGAUCAUUAAGUAUUUACGUGGUGUGUAUACUUUACGAAAAAACAAACGAAGGAAGCAAACGGUUGAUUGACCAUAUUACCGAAAUUGGUCAUCAUAUAGCUUGUGGUGAUGUACUUGGUGAUGGAGAUGACGAGCUGCUUUCUGGACGUGUCGGUUUCUUGGCCGCUGUAAUGACUCUUAGGGAACAUUUUUCACAUAAAACCAUCCCUGACGAUUGUGUUGGGAAAGUUGUAAAUAAAAUAAUCGCUUCUGGUAGAUCUUACGCGUCUUCGAAGCAGUUUAAGAUGCCGUUAAUGUAUCAAUAUCAUGGACGUCAUUAUCUGGGUGCUGCUCAUGGUCUUAUGGGCAUCUUGCAGAUGUUACUUUGCUUCGUUGAAUUUUUGGAUGAGAAGGCAAAAUCUGAUGUUUUGGAAACAUUGGAUUGGAUUGUCUCACUACAGUUAAAAAAUGGUAAUAUUCCAUCAAAAGUAGAAGAGGAAAAAGUCGAUCGAGGUGAGAAUGAACUGGUACAUUGGUGCCAUGGUGCCACUGGUGCUGUUCACUUGAUGAUUGUUGCGUAUUUGCGAACUCACAACAAGAAAUAUCUAAAAAGUGCAGAUGCAGCGCUAAAUCUUAUUUGGGAAAAGGGUAUUUUGAUGAAAGGAUCAGGGUUAUGCCAUGGUGCUGCUGGCAGUGGUUAUGCUUUUCUGUUGUUUCAUCGACUUACCAAUGAACAGCGAUAUCUGGAUUGUGCUCUCUGUAUUGCGAAAACUUUCUGUAGUAAAGACUUCAGAGGAAAAGCUCGGACACCUGAUCGACCAUACAGUUUAUUCGAAGGGAUAAGUGGAGCUUUAUGUUUUAUAUGUGACUUACUGGAACCAGAUAAGGCGCAAUUUCCUCUUUUUCGGAAAACCAUGUUUCGUGUGAUGCAUAGACGAUAUUUUGACAAUCCGUAUCUGACUAAUAGUGAAGCUGAAUCGGAUAAGGUGACUAAACAAACCCUGAAACAAGAAGCUGCAAAUCUUGUGGAAGAGAUUAUGGAAUGGAGAUGUAGUAUGGACGAUUAUGACGGGGGUGUUUACGUCGGUAUUGCAGGUAACGGGUACAGUGUGCUGUAUGCCUCACAACUUUUACCAGAAAAGACAGAACAGUAUGCAAAUUUCUGUAAUAAAAUGGUAGAGGAGCAAUUAAAGCAAAUCCAGCAUAGUGGACAUCGCAAAGACGGACAGUAUUUGCUUGGUACACUUGGAAUAUAUGUCAUCAAGGCCAUACUGGAUUACGAAAUCAAGAAGUUUGUGAAUACAACUAUCAUCGAUAAAGUAAAAUCUUUGGCUGAGGUAAUAUGUGCCAAAGAUUAUUUGCCGAACGGUGCAGAUGAAAUAUUUGUUGGUAGAGCUGGCUUUCUAGCAGCAGUUUUAACUUUAAGAAUGCGUUUGCAUCAUGAAAUCGUAUCUAAUUCAUAUGUCAAGAAAGUAAUUGAUUGUAUAAUCAAUUCUGGCCGUUGUUACGCUAAACGACACAGAUCUCGAACACCAUUAAUGUAUCAGUAUUAUAACGUUGAGUACCUUGGUGCUGCUCAUGGUUUGAUGGGAAUUUUACAAAUGUUGCUCAGUUUUCAUGAUCUUCUGGAUGGUACAACAUUAAGAGAUAUUGAAAGUACACUGGAUUGGCUUCUGGAAAUACAGUCAAAAAACGGUAAUUUUGCUCCAAGUGUUGAAGAAAUUGGCAUAAAUCGUGAAUCCAAUGAACUUCUGCAUUGGUGUCAUGGCGCAACUGGAGCUGUUCAUUUAAUGAUUGUUGCUUAUUUAUCUACAAAGAAAGCCAAAUUUUUAGUGGCAGCUGAAAAAGCGCUUGACCUUAUUUGGGAGCGAGGUGUUCUACGCAAAGGACCAGGAAUUUGUCAUGGUGUUGCAGGUGGUGGAUAUGCGUUCCUUCUUUAUUAUCGCCUAACCCAGAAAGCGAAGUACUUCAAAUAUGCGCAAUGUUUUGCUCGAAUUGCAUGCGAUCAGAAUUUCAGGAAGUAUGCCCGAAUGCCAGAUAGUCCAUGCAGUUUGUUUGAAGGUAUUGGUGGUUUAUUAUGCUUCCUCGUCGAUGUUUCGAAUCCAUCAGUGGCGCAAUUCCCUUUAAUUCCAAUCAGAUUCGAAUAA
Molecule: messenger RNA, 2454 nt
Organism: Brugia pahangi
Lineage: Eukaryota; Metazoa; Nematoda; Chromadorea; Rhabditida; Onchocercidae
Source: the annotation of a GenBank genome assembly